Triticum turgidum subsp. durum (durum wheat) is the source of this 831-nucleotide messenger RNA. Lineage: Eukaryota; Viridiplantae; Streptophyta; Magnoliopsida; Poales; Poaceae. The record is from the annotation of a GenBank genome assembly.
AUGGCCAUGGCAUCGCCGUCGUGGUCAUCUUGCUGCACCUCUACCUCCACUCGUCCUCUGCCUAGUCCUCCCGCGAGCAGCAAGCGCAGGAACCUAUGGCGGGCAAGCAGCGGCAGGAGGAGCGCCAGCGGAGGGAAGAGACAGCAGCUGUCCAUCCGCGCGGUGGCCGCACCGUCGUCGGCGGUGGACUACUCGGACACGGGCGCCGGCGCCGGCGACAUCCCCUCGCUGAAAAUCAAGCUGCUGAGCGCGGUCGCCGGGCUGAACCGGGGCCUCGCGGCGAGCCAGGAGGACCUGGACCGGGCGGACGCGGCGGCGAGGCAGCUGGAGGCGGCGGCGCCGGCCCCCGUGGACCUCGCCAAGGACCUCGACAAGCUGCAGGGACGGUGGAGGCUGGUCUACAGCAGCGCCUUCUCGUCGCGGACGCUCGGCGGCAGCCGCCCCGGCCCGCCCACCGGUCGCCUCCUCCCCAUCACCCUCGGCCAGGUGUUCCAGAGGAUCGACGUGGUGAGCCAGGACUUCGACAACAUCGUGGAGCUCGAGCUCGGCGCGCCGUGGCCGCUGCCGCCGGUGGAGGCCACGGCCACGCUGGCACACAAGUUUGAGAUCACCGGAAUCGCGAGUAUCAAGAUCAAUUUCGACAAGACGACGGUGAAGACCAAAGGGAACCUGUCCCAGCUGCCUCUGCUGGAGGUGCCCCGCCUCCCGGAUAGCCUCCGGCCGCCGGCGUCCAACACCGGGAGCGGCGAGUUCGACGUGACGUACCUCGACGACGACACCCGCAUCACCCGAGGGGACAGGGGGGAGCUCAGGGUGUUCGUCGUCUCAUGA